AUGGCAGAGCUAGGGAUCUCUCAGGACUGUCACUACCUCUUCGAUGAGAUGCAGCUUACGAGGCUGAUGAUGACUCCUCAACCCGCGUACAAGAAGGAAACCAUCGAGUUCCUCUCCACUCUCCGAGUUAACUUCUACGAGCCUGACGAGAUCGUGCCUGAGGGCCAUGGAAGUGGAAGGUUCUCCUUCCGAAUCAACAAGAGGAAGUACCGGAUGAGUUUCAGAGAUUUGGAGGAUGUGUUCCACUUUGACCACAAGGAGGGACGAGAGACAGAACCGGGAACGCCACCUGCGGAGCUUCAAGCCUUCUGGACCAUGAUUGGCGUCAAUGAGUACAUGUCCAGUACAGCCAAGAGCACGCACAUCAGGAACCCGACGCUCAGAUACGUCCACAAGGCCCUCGCUCACACCAUCUAUGCGAGGCGCGAUGUGACUGGAGUCAAUGAGAAGGAGCUCUUCUUUCUCAACGAGGGAAUGAAGAAGAUCAUUCGGGAACUACCUGAUGGAACAGAGAUGGUCGGGGACAGAUCAGGGAACAGCGUAGCAACCUAUCUCCUCAAGAGCUUCCUCAGCUACAUAGAGUAUGCUCUGUCUCUCAACAGGGUGCAUAAGGCAAGCAGCGGUCAGCUGAGCUGUGGAGGGUUGAUAACACCGAUCCUCAUACACUUUGGGAUCACGCUUAAUAAGCCGGUCGAUCCCCUUGCGAUGAACAUCCAGUACCUCCGCAAGACCACAUAUCUCCGAGGCCAACCCAUCAGCGGACGCCACAACUACCAGUUCGCCUACAGGCAGUUCAAUUUCGGGCUGGCGAGGUUCUUCCUGCCAAACCCGCCCUUGACCUACAUCACGGUCAGGGAGAACAUCGACUUCGAUCCUCCUAUCAAAACUAUCCUUGAACAAGGCCAAGAGGAGGAAGAGUACGAUUACCGAGGGGCAGCUGAUGUGGAAGAAAGCUCAGGAGACGAGGAGAACCUCAUGGACUACAAAACCGGAGAGUUCCACUUCAAGAACCACGAGAUCAAAAGGAGGAAGUCUGCAGCUAACACUGCACUUGAGAGCAUCAACACGCUCAAGGCCUGGAACCAAUUCCCGGACAAAGCGAUCAAGUCCCUCCUCAAGACCGUGAAGAAGAUGGGGAAGCGCAUCAAGCAGCUGACAAAGGGCAAGAGCAAGUCUCCAAGCCACGACUCCGUCAACACUACUCCGAUACACCUCUACUCCAUUCACUCCAACAAUGGCGACGAUGGCGAGAACGUGGUCGCCGAUUCCGAAGAAGGUGACGAAGGCUCCUCAAAAUUCCAAACGGCAGAAACCUCAACCAGAAAGAGGAAAGCCUCAAAGUCACCUCCGGCGAGCACAAAGGAUGAUUCCACAUCAUCCUCCUCCUCAGAACUUUCUGAGAGGUAUUCGGAGCUUAUGGCGAAGGAGCAGACCGGAGGUGAUGAUCGGAGAUGGACCAGAAGGAGAUCGGAGUAA
Molecule: messenger RNA, 1476 nt
Organism: Microthlaspi erraticum
Lineage: Eukaryota; Viridiplantae; Streptophyta; Magnoliopsida; Brassicales; Brassicaceae
Source: the annotation of a GenBank genome assembly